Molecule: messenger RNA, 2126 nt
Organism: Pyrus x bretschneideri (Chinese white pear)
Lineage: Eukaryota; Viridiplantae; Streptophyta; Magnoliopsida; Rosales; Rosaceae
Product: UPF0481 protein At3g47200-like
Exons: 4
Coding region: 378-1754 (458 amino acids)
Source: RefSeq, a predicted model, not a curated record
AAAAGGAAGUUGUAGGGAAAAAUAAAUAGUGGGUUCAUAAUCUGCUUAUCGUCAGGAUAAUCUUGAAGAAAAACCAUGUAACGUACCAUCGCCAUUGAGCUUGAAAUAACAAGGAAGCUUUGAUCAAUUGACCUAACUCCCUAUGGCAACUCCCUUUUAUAUAAAUUAAAUAGCUCCAUCAUGUUAUAUAUAUUGAGAGAAAUAAACUUCCGUUUCAUGUCUACCAGAGGAGAAACGCGUCUGCAUUGAGCUUUUCUACACAUCUCUACCAGAUCAAGAGGAGAAACGCGUCUGCAUUGAGCUUUUCUACACAUCUCUACCAGAUCAAGGCACCUCAUAUCAUCAUUGACAUCCAUUACAAUCACGAACACAUCAAAAUGGAACUAAGCAAUCAUGAUCCACUAGUAACUUCGAUGAGUGAGGAGUUGGAUAGAUUGCCUCCGCUGUCUCCUUCGUGUUGUAUCUACAGAGUUCCUAAGCGACUUCGACGUGUAAGUGAAAAGGCCUACACACCUCAAGUAGUCUCUAUAGGCCCCCUUCACCAUGGCAAGGAAGCCUUAAAAGCCAUGGAAGAGCUCAAAUAUAGAUACCUAAAAGAUUUUUUAGAACGUACCGAUGUUACGUUGGAGUACUGCAUAAGAAGAAUAAGGGACAAAGAAGCAGUGCUGCGCAGUUGCUAUGCAGAGACCAUUAAGUUUACCAGUGAUGAAUUUGUAAGAAUCAUUCUAGUGGAUGCGGCCUUCAUCAUUGAGAUCUUAAUGAGGUUUCGUUACAAGAAAUUGCGAGUUCCGACUGACCGGAUAUUCAACAAACCAAGGAUGUUAGAGGAUGUGUGGCCUGACAUGCGGAUGCUUGAAAAUCAACUGCCGUUUUUCAUUCUUGUGGAUCUUUUUGAUCAGGAGAGAAAUAGAGUCGACACUGAGACGACUUCCAUAAUUGAUCUUUCUCACCACUUCUUCAAAAAUCUAAUGUAUCUAAAAGAUACGGAAGAUGCUUUGCCCCAAAUACGUCCUCCUCAUGAGGUAGAACAUUUCGUUGAUUUUGUUAGAAAGUUAUAUCCACUACCACCACCAUCAGUAUUGGAAGUACCACAAGCUCGAGGGCAAUCUAAAACUCUGGCCAUAUCUAGCAUGAGGUCAUCAUCAUUUGUAGUGGAUGUACAACAAGCUCAAGGGCCACUCGAAACUCUACUCACACUCACACCCAGCAUGACACAAUUGUACCGCGCCGGAGUCAAGUUUAAGGUGGGAUCUAGUAGAAAUAAAUUUGACAUAAGAUUCGAAGAUGGGGUAUUGGAAAUUCCAAAAAUAACAAUAAGUGAUCAAUCAGAAGUUACACUCACAAAUCUCCUUGUCUAUGAACAAAGCUUAUGCCAGAAAGUUGAGAAUUACAUAAACGAUUAUGUUGUCAUCUUGAACAUUCUAGUGAAAACCCCAGAAGACGUGGAAUUGCUUGUUAAGAACGGAAUUGUUGAAAAUAAGCUAGGUGACAGCAGUAAGGGGUGUACUAUGAUUAAGAACCUAGCGGAUGGGGUCGUUAUGGACUCGGAGGAGUUCUACUUUGCCACUCUUUGUGACGACCUGACCAAGUACUACAAAAUGUUCAGGCACAGAGGGAUGGAAUAUUUGAUAAAACAUUUUUUCAACUCACCUUGGACAACUAAAGAAAUCAUUGCAGCUGUUAUUCUUCUAGUGCUCACUCUCAUACAGACGGUCUGCUCUGUUAUCUCUGCUACGCAAAAACAUUUCAGGUAGCAGCAAUGUCAUUAGAAGGAAGCUACUAUGCUGUGGCUGUAGGGAGCAUGUUUGGGACACAUCAUGUUAUCUGGCGCCUCAUCAAAAAUGGAUUCUAGAAAAGCCUACAGAUUAAGCUUAACACAUGUUGCCCCAGUCUUUCUGCCCUUCAUAUCUAAUGUAGAAGCUGAUGCUUGCGUCUUGUGACCUUAAGAAACUAAUCUCGCUUAAUUCUCUAUUUAUUUUUAAAAAGAUGUAAAUAUUGAACAAGGUUAUUAGAAAUGUACCUAUUAGCUUUGUCCCAUUGCAACUGUAUGCCUCUAACUGUACAUUGUCCUUUUCCUGAAGAUGAUUAUAAUUUUCUCUUUAAAGUAAUCAGUUGUUUCUUCACUA